Ochotona princeps (American pika) is the source of this 1122-nucleotide messenger RNA. RefSeq names its product transcription factor B1, mitochondrial (gene TFB1M). The record is from RefSeq and is a predicted model, not a curated record. Gene Ontology annotation, cellular component: mitochondrial matrix. The coding region runs from base 55 to 1122 and encodes 355 amino acids. Gene Ontology annotation, biological process: rRNA methylation; transcription initiation at mitochondrial promoter. NCBI's taxonomy places the organism in Eukaryota, Metazoa, Chordata, Mammalia, Lagomorpha, Ochotonidae. Gene Ontology annotation, molecular function: mitochondrial transcription factor activity; rRNA (adenine-N6,N6-)-dimethyltransferase activity. The transcript has 7 exons.
CCGCGGAGGGCUCGGGCGUGCGGGCAGGCCGGGCGGGAAGCGACUGCCGGGCUCAUGGCCGCCUCCGGCAAACUCGGUGCUUUCCGGCUGCCGCCGCUGCCCACCAUCCGGGAAAUCAUUAAGCUGUUCCGACUGCGAGCCGUGAAGCAGCUGUCCCAGAACUUCCUGCUGGACUUGCGGCUGACAGGUGCGCGGCUCGGCGCUGCCCGGGGCCGGGAUAAAAUCGUGAGGAAAGCUGGCAGCCUGACAGGUGCCUAUGUGUACGAAGUGGGCCCUGGGCCUGGGGGCAUCACAAGAUCCAUCCUCAACGCCAACGUGGCCCAGCUGCUGGUGGUCGAGAAGGACACUCGGUUUAUUCCUGGGCUGCAGAUGCUUUCUGACGCAGCCCCUGGGAAGCUCAGGAUUGUCCAUGGUGAUGUGCUGACGUAUAAGGUGGAGAAGGCCUUUCCAGAAAGCCUUAGAAGACACUGGCAGGAUGAUCCUCCCAAUGUACAUAUUAUUGGAAAUCUGCCAUUUAGUGUUUCAACUCCGCUGAUUAUCAAGUGGCUGGAACAUGUUUCCUGUAGAGAUGGACCUUUUGUGUAUGGCAGAACCCCGAUGACCUUGACAUUUCAGAAAGAAGUGGCUGAGAGACUCACGGCCACCACCGGAAGCAAACAGCGCAGUCGCCUUUCCAUCAUGGCCCAGUACCUCUGCGACGUGGAGCAUGUCUUCACCAUUCCAGGUCGAGCAUUUGUCCCCAAACCAGAGGUGGACGUGGGCGUGGUGCGCUUCAUCCCCUUGGUACAGCCCAAGAUCGAGCAGCCCUUCCAGCUGGUGGAGAAGCUCGUGCAGCACGUGUUCCAGUUCCGGAGGAAGUACUGCCAUCACGGGCUCAGGAUGCUGUUCCCCGAAGCGCAGCGCUUGGAAAGCACCGGGAGGCUGCUGCGCCUGGCGGACGUCGACCCGACCCUGCGGCCCCGCCAGCUCUCCAUCGCGCACUUCCGCAGCCUCUGUGAGGUCUACAGGCGCAUGUGUGACAGCGACCCGCAGCUCUUCGCCUACAGUUUCCGGGAAGAACUUAAGCAGAAUAAACAGAAACGGCAGCGAGACGGCGACGACAGUGAGAACGGUGUCCCCUGA